AUGUCUACUAAUUUUGAGAAGCAUUUUGAGGAAAACGUUGAUAACUGUACUCUAGAGCAACUUCGGGAUAUCCUAGUCAAUAAGUCCGGCCAAUCAAAAUUGGCAAACAGAUUUAGAGCACUAUUCAACUUGAAAGGUGUGGCUGAAGAGUUUGAGAAAAAUCCUGAAGAUGCUGCUAAGGCCACUGAGUACAUCAGUGAGACGUUCGGAGAUAGCAGCGAGCUUCUAAAGCACGAAGUCGCCUAUGUACUUGGUCAAACUAAGAACAUGUUAGGCGCUCCUGUCUUGAGAGAUGUGUUGGCUGACGAUGGCCAGCAAUGUAUGGUUAGACACGAGGCAGCCGAAGCCCUUGGUGCACUUGGUGACGUGGACUCUCUACCAAUUUUGGAGAAGUACUUUAAAGAAGACCCUCUGGUGGAGAUCAGACAGACUUGCGAACUUGCCAUUGGGAGAAUCAAAUGGCAAAGUAGCGGCAGCGCCAAGAAGGAAAACUUGCAAGAUUCUUUGUACUCGAGCAUCGAUCCAGCUCCUCCUUUGACGCUCGAUCAAAACUACAAGAUCGAGGAAUUGAAAGAGAUUCUUAAUAACCAGGAAAAGCCUCUGUUCGAGAGAUACAGAGCAAUGUUCAGACUUAGAGACAUCGGAACUGACGAAGCUUGCUUAGCGCUUGCCAGUGGUUUCGAUGACCCAUCUGCUCUUUUCAAGCACGAAAUUGCCUAUGUGUUCGGUCAGAUAGGGAACCCUGUUGUCGUUCCAAACCUUGUUGAGGUGCUUGGCCGCGAAAACGAAGCCCCAAUGGUGAGACACGAGGCUGCCGAAGCUUUAGGUUCCAUUGCCACUGACGACGUACUACCAAUCCUCAAGGAUCAUCUGGAGGACAAGGAUGACGUUGUCAGAGAAUCUGCCAUCGUUGCGCUAGACAUGUACGAAUACGAAAACAGCAAUGAGCUGGAAUACGCUCCAGCCUAA
This is a messenger RNA of Lachancea fermentati, 969 nucleotides long. The record is from the annotation of a GenBank genome assembly. NCBI's taxonomy places the organism in Eukaryota, Fungi, Ascomycota, Saccharomycetes, Saccharomycetales, Saccharomycetaceae.